UACCACCCAACCCACCUCUUUCCCAUUUUUCCUUCAUCCAUCAUCGACUUUUCCUUCAACUUCUUGCCAUCAGCGCAUUGCUACAAGACUUGUCCUAUUUACCAAAUACUCUGCUACACACAAUCCACAUCCUUGCACCCCACUACUCGACGCGUAACAUCACCCGACACCCACUCAAAUCCCAAACAAUAAUAAAAUCCAAACACAACACCCACACCCACACCACCACCAACCUUACCCACCCUUCCUCCUCUAACCUACGCGCUUUGGACACCAUGUCCCGCAUCAAGGGCGACGCGCCGCCGCCGCGUAAAAAGCGCACAUUCUUCUCGACCAAAAUCGCGUCCCUCCCACCUCUACAGAUUGUACGCCCACCAUCCCCCUCACGCAACCUCCCCAGCGACCGUGUCCUCGCCGCUCUCCAGCCAGACGACAAGGUCGUCGUCGCGGCCAAGACGUUUGUCAAGGAGCAGAAUCGUGACGACGGCGGCAAGGAUGCAGUGCCCAACGGGGACCGCCCCCCGCGCACCGCCGCGGCGGCCAGCACCAAGGCCCAGGGUGGUACCGUGCCGCCUCCAUCCAAGCGACAGUUUGGGGCAAAGGCCCGCAACGCUCCUAUUGCGAAGGUUCUUCCGAAGCGUGCAGUUUCCUCCGCGGGGGCUGGCAUUGCACAGCGCAUCAAGGCCAAGUCGGCGACGACGGCACGGAAAUUCACCCUCCGCUCACGUGCCCCUGGCGAGACCACUCAACCACAGCGAACAAUGCACACUGCCACGCCCCGCACCCUGCCCGAAGCAAAGGCGUCGGCAACAACAGCGACGCCGUCUGCAAAGGAGCCAGUGGCAUCAUCGUCAUCGUCGAAAGCAGUCUCGCAGCAGCUGCUUCGUGUCGUCUCAGCAAACACCAUGGAGAGGUCACAGUCGUCUACUUCAUCCAACAACACCGACGUGAACCCGGGCAAGCGCAAGGAGUACAUGUCUGCGGGGCUUUAUUGCCAGGACGCCGAGCCGCCGUCUGAGCGGGCAUUGGUCAACAAGGUUUUGGACAGCCGCGUCCCCGUCAAGCGUGGUCCCGGUAGACCCAGAAAGUCUCAACCUCCACCCGCCGACGGCAACAUGACUUUCCCACCACUUCCGCUCGACCACGGAAUGGUCCACUUUUUUGAGAAGGAGCAUGAGUUUGUAUUGCCUUACAACAUCCUCUGGGAGAGUGAGACGGGUGCCCUGGACGGCAAGAAACGUCCCCCUGCGUAUCGGAAGCUUCGCAGCAACCAAUUCAACGAGCGCCAGAGGUACCAGUCCGACCAUCCAGCCGUCUGUCGGUGUGCACCAGAGGCAGGAUGUGGUGACCACUGCAUCAACAGGAUCAUGAGCUACCUCUGCGGCAAGGAUUGCCCUUGCGGAGAUCUCUGUGACAACAAGAGCCUGUGCCGGAGAAAGGGCAAGGGGACCAAAGUUGUCUGGACUGGCACUCGUGGAUUUGGACUGGUCGCGACCGAAGACAUUGCUGAGGGCGAAUUUGUCAUCGACUAUCGUGGCGAGGUUAUUCAUAUUAACACAUUCAUCGAACGCAUUGGGACAGACUACAAGGGUCACCGCAACUUCUAUGCGCUUGCAUACGACCGCGAUGAAGUGCUUGAUGCUGGUAAACUCGGCAAUGACGCUCGCUUCAUCAACCACAGCUGUAAUCCGAACCUUGAGGUGCGCAAGUAUCAGACCAUUGGUGAUGGCUACGAGGAGUUUGAGAUCGGUACAUGGGCCACCCGGGACAUCAAGGCAGGAGAGGAGCUCUCCUACGACUACAACUUUGAGUCGUUCUCGAUGACCAACCUAUCGAAUAAAGACGAAGCCAGGACGCGCUGCCACUGCGGCGCUCCCAACUGUGUCGGCUUCCUUGGUCGCAAGCCAGGAGAGAAGUCUGCAAAGGAGCUUGCGGCGGCACUUGACGCCAAAGCCGCUGAGGAUGCCCGCAAGGCUGAAGCCAAGGCGGAGGCUAAGGCAAAGAAAGCCGAGCGUACUGCUGCUGCAGCUACAGCAGCCGCAGCGGCUGCUGCUUCUGCCGCACCCCAAGCUACACCCGGGCCCUCCAAAGCCAAGGCGACGGAAGCGGGAUCCAGUGUCAGCGUCCCAACUGCGGACAGUGCGGUCAGCACGCCUUCGAAGCGUCCCCGUGGUCGUCCGAGGAAGCACCCUUUGCCCGACCCGGACCAGCCUGUCGUUAAGCGCCCUCGUGGUCGCCCCCCGAAACACCCCCGUGUCGACGGGCAGAUUGUCGUCAAGCGUGGUCGCGGACGCCCUCGCAAGCACCCGCUUCCGGACCCAAAUCAGCCGGUGGUCAAGCGGCCUGUCGGCCGGCCACGCAAGCACCCCUUGCCCGUGCCAGUCGAUGCUGGUCCUUCGAGCGCUGCUACGGCCCCCAAAGCCGAGCCUGCAGCUGUCAAGUCGGAAGUUGGUCCCAAGCGCGUUGGCCGCCCGCCGAAAAGCGAGACCCGACCAUCGCCGUACCCAGCCAGGCGAGCUCCCGGCCGCCUGGAGGCGGCUAUGUCGACCAUUACCAGCUUCUUCAAGAGAGGCCCAGGUCGUCCUCCAAAGGCGUCGACCGCCGCGGUGCCCAUGCCGCCUGUUGAGGAUGCCCCGGCAGCCCCCGCGGCUGUCGUGGCUCCAGAGGCUCCCGGUGCUCCGGCCGAGCCGCGUCUCAAGAACACGCCCAAGCAGAUGCAGAAGCGCGCGCGUAACGGCGCGCCUGCUGGAUGGGCGUACGUUGUCGAAGCUCCGGCCACUCCCGCCGAUGCCGAUGGGGCUCUCAAGUCUGAUCGUGCUGCGCGUCUUGCUCUCCGCCGCGGCGCCUAGAGUAGAGCGUGACGAUUGUUUGCGGAGCGAGAAGCCGUGUGCGUGUGUGUAAGUAUUACAGUGAUAAGUGACGCCAAUGUGAAGGCGAUGCCGACGAUGAGCGAGCGAUAGGUAAAAGCCAAAGGGGCUAGAUACGCCCGUACGAAGAAAUGUCUGCGAAGCAAGCACAAUGUAUAUGUUAUACCUA
Molecule: messenger RNA, 3036 nt
Organism: Vanrija pseudolonga
Lineage: Eukaryota; Fungi; Basidiomycota; Tremellomycetes; Trichosporonales; Trichosporonaceae
Product: Histone-lysine N-methyltransferase ASH1L
Exons: 8
Coding region: 276-2849 (857 amino acids)
Biological process (GO): regulation of DNA-templated transcription
Cellular component (GO): nucleus
Molecular function (GO): DNA binding; histone methyltransferase activity; protein binding
Source: RefSeq, a predicted model, not a curated record